This is a messenger RNA of Culex pipiens pallens (northern house mosquito), 3521 nucleotides long. Its product is annotated as chaoptin-like. The transcript is spliced from 4 exons. NCBI's taxonomy places the organism in Eukaryota, Metazoa, Arthropoda, Insecta, Diptera, Culicidae. Gene Ontology annotation, molecular function: protein binding. The record is from RefSeq and is a predicted model, not a curated record. The coding region runs from base 134 to 3472 and encodes 1112 amino acids.
GUAUGUAAACUUUCCUCAGAGAUAAUGCCAGGCGCUCGCGUGAAUGAUUUGAUUCGAUGAGGCUCAAGUUUAAUCAGUUUUAUUUGUGAACUCGACGAAGACGGACUUGGGCGGUUCCGUUAGAAGACUUGCGAUGGCGAAAUUCUACAAAAUCUGGAUUGUUGCACUGGCGGCGAUAUGGCUUGCGGCUGACCCGGCACAAGCUUUUCUUUGCAUGUGUUCGCCAAACAGUUGCGUGUUGAUCCACCCGAAUACGGAUUUCUUUGAGAAUGCUGAAAGCUUCUGUUCGGCGUUCCGCACCGAGGCGCAUGAUAUCUCGAUCAUCAAGCUGAUGGACACGACGUUGUCGUCGAAUGCAUUUCAGAAGUUCCCGAACAUGACCGCACUGGAGAUAUUCCAAGGACAGCUGGAGUCGUUCAGCUCCGAUACGUUCAGCGGUGCGGAGAAGCUGCUGAAACUGCUGAUAAGGGGGAAUAAUCUGUCGAGUCUGGAGGAUUACAGCUUCAAGGGAGCGGACAACCUGCGGGAUUUGAUGAUUUCGUCGAAUCCGUUGAACAAAAUCUCGGAGAAUGCGUUUGCCAACUUGAAGAACUUGGAGAUUUUGAUUCUGGCGCAUGGUGAGCUUACCGCGCUGCCAAAGAAUUUGUUCCAGAACAAUCGCAUGCUGAAGAUGAUCUCGUUGAGCAGCAACAAGAUUGCAUCGAUUGAUGAAGAAGUGUUCAAAGGACUCGAUGACCUAGCGAAGCUAGAGCUGGGAGAUAACCAGCUGACAUCGUUUGAUUUUAGGUUCCUGAAAGCGGGUGUUGUGGUUGUGAACAACAACAGUUUGCAACACCUGGUGAUUAAUGAUCACUGCAGUUCAAUGUACGCGAGCAACAAUCAGAUCGAAACGAUCAGCGUCGGUAGUGGAGCAAAUGUGAACAAGUUGGUGCUGCUGCACAACCGUAUUCGGGACAUUAGCAACAUCACAAAGCUGGUUAACCUGACCAGUUUGUCAUUGGGUAGCAACAACCUGGAGCCGAACUCGGUGUUCAACAAGUUGUCAGCUUUGGAGGAACUGAUGCUGCAGUCAACGUACAUCAACCUUACUGCGGAAACGUUCGCCAAUUUGACAAAUCUCAAGAUCCUCGAUCUAUCGUACAACAAUCUCACCGAGGUGGACUUUAAGAUCUUCAGCAAACCGAACGCGAUCCAAAUCCUAAGUUACGUUGGAAACCGAAUCAAGAGCUUCAACUACCUGGAAGCGCGGGAGUUUCUGCCGCGACUGCGAGUUCUGGAAAUCUGCAAGAACGGCUGGAACAACACCUUCUUCGAAACGAACAUCUUGCGCAUGAAGCGAUUCCAGAUCAGUCCGGACAUUCACGGAUUUGCGUCGCACUUUUUGUUCCGCGACGAGUACGUCAACAUGUGCUCCGAGCGGCUGGUCGACGACUACGCGUACGAGGAAUACGCCGAACCUCCGCCGGACAACUACGUUGAGGACGAAAUCAAGGAAUCCUACCCUAAGGAGCUGACGACGACACGGACUACAACAACCACCACCACUACGACGACCAGGACGACCACAACACCAGCGCCAACUUCCACCCAGCGGUCGACCUCAACGGAACGGGCCAACUCCGCGCCGCAUCACAUCGCCGAGCACAACACGAACACCACGGCCGGAUUGAUCGCUGCCAAGGAGAACACGGUGGAGAAAGCCUCGCCUUUCUUCAUCACCUUCCAGGUGCUGGUGUACAUCCUGUCCGUCGUUGGACUCGUAGCGCUCGGUGCCGUAGCGUACCUGUGGAAGAAGCGGCAACUGGACGUGAGGACCUUGACGUCCGAUUCCGGGUCGACCGAUGCCGUCAGGUCUUCCGAAACUUGGUCUGGACGGGCCGGGACCGCCAGUAGUAUUACGACUUUUGCGAUAAGAACAUCUCCGGGCAAGGACGGCAUGAACGCAUAUCGAACAAUCGUCAUCCUUGGAGUGCUUGGGACGUUCAGCCAUGUAAUCAGCAUCGGGAACGACGACUUUGUCGAUGCCUGUUUUGGAAAGGAAGGCGACAAGCCACCGCACUGCGAGUACAUCGACUUUGACGAUGUGUUCGAGAGCUCGGAUAUUAAAUUCAACUGGAGUUUUAUUACCAAGCUAACAAUCAGCAACAAAAGGAUCAUUGGAAUACCGACGAGAAUGUUCGAGUCGCUACCGAACUUGGAGAGCUUCGUGGUGGUGAACAGCUUGUUCUACCGGGAGAUUGAUCCGAGCAGCUUUGUCGACUGUCACAAGCUGGAGCAUGUCGAAAUAACCGGAACCAACAUCAGCUUUCUUGACACGCAUUUGUUUCCCAAGACGCCGAACUUGAAACAUCUGCUGUUCCAUCACAAUCGUAUCAACGAGAUCAAGCAUGAUACGUUCGAAUUCUUGGUCGAACUCGAGGAGCUGAAUCUCUCAUACAACAAUCUAACCAACCUGCAGAGUGGAGUGUUUCACAAGUUGAAGAAUCUGAAAACGCUCGACCUUAACCACAACCAACUGGUUCUACUGAGCUUCGACAGCUGGUUCCCCCCGGAUGGGAUUCAUUCGCUGGCCUAUCUGGACGCUUCCUACAACCGCAUUGUUGAGCUCGCCUGGAGUGAAAUCACCGUGAAGAAAGUCAACCUCAAGUACAACAACUUAACGAGCGUCCACAUAAGCGGCAAUUGUUCGGAACUUCACGUCUCGUACAAUACGAUCGAGUCGGUAACGGUCGGCGGCAAUUGCUCAAUUGAAAAAUUAUACCUCGCACACAACGCCAUCCGCAACUUUGGCGAUCUGCGGAAGUGUUCGGAAACGCUCCGUACGCUGGACAUUUCCUUCAACAUUCUGCAGCGCCGGUUCGACUUUCUCGGCAUGAAACAGCUGACCGCGCUGAACGUCGAGUGCACCAACCUCACCCUGGAGUACACGACGCUGCACGAUCUGCGCAAGCUGCGCUUCCUCGAUAUCUCGUACAACAACCUGAAGAAGAUCGACUUUGAGAAUCUAACCUCGCAGCGGCUGCUCGAGCGGCUCAUGAUCAGCGGCAACCCGAUCGGGAACAUGUCGAUCGAGUCGAUCAAGCGCAACUUCCCGAACCUGAAAGCGCUCGGCAUCUACGACCUGCCGUGGAACGAAUCUUCGCUGUCGGUUGCGAUCGAGGACCUCAAGAAGCACGACAUCAAGCCGUACAUCAAGAACGACUACCUGUUCGAGGAGUCACUGUGUCCGCUGAGGAUCACGCGCAACUUCAGCGGAAACGGGGACGAUCACGAGGAGUCCGCUGAGCAGGGUUCGGGCGGAAGCAAAACGGUGGAGUACGUCGUGAUCGUACUGCUGGUGGUGGCGUGCUGUGGACUGCUCACGAAAGUGUUUAUCGAUAGCCGAUACUUUGGACUAAUUUUCCGCGAACGUGGCGGUCAUCGAUCGUCCAUUUCGCACGAGAGUUUGGUUAGCUGUGACUUGAAUGCAUGAGUUUAUAAUAAAGUGGGAAAAAUAAAGCCGGAAACCAUGUGACAAGUGG